AAAUUUGUCAUUGUUAUACUUACAUCAAAAAUGGUGUAGCACUUUCGAUUUUCAAAUUUAUGCCAACCAACUCUCCCACAAUGGGACAAUGGUAUCACGUAACGUAAAAAACCAGCCUUAACAAUUGAUCACUCCUUAACUACUGGGCGUAUGUAUGAACUGGAUUGAGGAAGUGACCUCAUGACCUAUAGCCGAAUCUACUCCCAUAUUGAAGAGAGGAGGCAUUUAAAUCGUGAUUGUUGCCCUUUCCCCAUCCACUUUGCUCGGCAGGUAUACAGUGCUUUACUUUAUUUGUGGUUUCAUGAUGUGGUCAAGAUUCAAGUGGCGGACACUCAUUGUGAUCGUGCUAGUGGUCAAGACAAUAGACGCUGGACCCGCGGGACCAGUUGGGGCCGCCCCACUUGGGGGUGUAGUCUCCUUGGAUGAGAAUUAUGUCAUGGAUAAUGCAAAUCUUCAUGGUGGCGGGGCAUCAAGCUCCGGUCUGAACAUGAGACGAUACGCACGUUAUCACCGAUACGAAGAAGAGGAGGAACCCGAAGAGGACGAGUACGAUGAGGAAGAAGAGGAGGAGGAGUACGAAGAGGAUGAGUAUGACGAGGACGAGGAGGACGAAGAAGAAGAGUACUCGGACGAAUAUUACGACGAGGGACGACACGGACGUGGCAUGUUUAAAGAUUUGUUGGAUUUCGCCGGGAAAGGGGUGGGUGCCGCGAAGGAUCUGGCCGAUAAGGUGCUCGGCGUUGGGAAAGAUGCGGCCGGCUCUCUGUCUGACAUCGCCUACUCCGUUGCAGCGAAAGGAGAUGAUCUCAUGUCGUCUGUGUCGGGGGGAUGAUUUACGAAAAUUUAUGAAUUUAUGAAAAUUUUCGAAAUAUUUAUUUAUCUGACCCAUAAAUUCUAUGAGCAAGCAAAAAGUAAUUGUGAAAUCGAAUCCAAAGUUUACAAAUUUUCAACUACGACACAAAUUUACAGAUUCUAAUUAAUCCACGCUCCAUUUCUAA
Messenger RNA from Folsomia candida, 998 nucleotides. RefSeq names its product YTH domain-containing protein 1-like. The record is from RefSeq and is a predicted model, not a curated record. The transcript has 4 exons. NCBI's taxonomy places the organism in Eukaryota, Metazoa, Arthropoda, Collembola, Entomobryomorpha, Isotomidae. Bases 302 to 832 code for a protein of 176 amino acids.